AUGAAGAACAACACAGAAAUGAGUGAUUUCAUUCUCCUCGGACUAACCAAAGCACCUGGGCUUCAAGUUCUUCUCUUCAUGAUGUUCAUAUUUAUCUAUGCCUUUACUUUGGUGGGGAAUCUUGGAAUGAUCCUUCUGAUAUUGCUGGAUGCUCAUCUACACACCCCUAUGUACUUCUUCCUUAGUAAUCUGUCCUUGGUAGACUUUGGUGCUUCCUCAACAGUCACUCCAAAGGUCAUGGCUGGACUCCUUACAGGAAGAAAUGGCAUUUCCUACAAUGGUUGUGCUGUUCAGAUGUUCUUCUUCGUAUUUUUUGCCACUGUGGAUAGCUACCUCUUAGCCUCAAUGGCAUAUGAUCGUUAUGCAGCAGUGUGUAAACCCUUACAUUAUACCACCACCAUGACAAAAGGUGUCUGUACAUAUCUGGCUGUUAUUUCCUAUACUUUGGGCAUUUUGAAUGCUUCCAUGCAAACAGGAGAUACCUUUAGCCUCCCUUUCUGUGUAUACAAUGUGAUUAAUCACUUCUUCUGUGAUAUUCCAGCAGUGAGGAUUCUGGCUUGCUCUGAUAAACACAUUAAUGAGAUGAUUCUUAUUCUUGUAUCUAGCUUUCACAUCAUAUUUGCUUUUCUUGUUAUCUUGAUUUCCUAUUUACUCAUAUUUUUGAACAUUUUGAAGAUGCAUUCAAGUGAGGGAUACCAGAAGGCUUUUUCCACAUGUGCUUCUCACCUCACUGCAGUUUUCACAUUUUAUGGAACUGUCACCAUAAUCUACUUAAAGCCAAGUGCCAGUCAUUCCAUGGACACAGAUAAAUUUGUGUCUGUGUUUUAUACUAUGGUAAUCCCCAUGCUGAAUCCUAUGGUGUACAGCCUGAGGAACAAAGAAGUUAAGAAUGCAUUAAAGAAGGUUUUUCAAAAGGCAAAGCUAUGUGUAUAUGCAGUACCUUAA
Messenger RNA from Rattus rattus (black rat), 945 nucleotides. Its product is annotated as olfactory receptor 5B2-like. Lineage: Eukaryota; Metazoa; Chordata; Mammalia; Rodentia; Muridae. The record is from RefSeq and is a predicted model, not a curated record. Gene Ontology annotation, cellular component: membrane. Bases 1 to 945 code for a protein of 314 amino acids. The transcript has a single exon. Gene Ontology annotation, biological process: G protein-coupled receptor signaling pathway; sensory perception of smell. Gene Ontology annotation, molecular function: G protein-coupled receptor activity; olfactory receptor activity; odorant binding.